Molecule: messenger RNA, 1425 nt
Organism: Vitrella brassicaformis
Lineage: Eukaryota; Vitrellaceae
Source: the annotation of a GenBank genome assembly
AUGGCGUCACGUCACGCAAGCCUCCCCGCCGCAGAACUCAUUUCACACGUACGCCAUCGCUCGUGUGCUGUGCAAGGUGCUGUGCGCAUUUUCCCCCCCUGAUGUGUGCAGGUAUUGGACGUGUUGGCUUGUUGUCCAACAGAGGAUUCCAGAAGAACCAGGAGCGAAGUGUCAGGUACUCUCGGGAACAGCUACAGGCGUUUGCUUCAGGGAGAGUAGCUGUUCCCACCUCCAGAGCUGGCUUGACCUUGUCCGCCUAUGGAUAACGAAGACGAGGAAAGCGUUUCCUCGGACACACCUCGACACACCGGUGGGUGAGCUGACAGGGUGCAAUCUCUGGGUGCUGAGCGCUCACAUGCCUGACGUGUGCUAUGCUGUGCAGGAGAAGGGCUCCUCUUUGUCGGGGACGUCUUCGAUCAGUUUACCGACUCAGUCGACGCACUUGGUGGGGUAUACAGACAUGACCGGGGCGGGUGCCGAGGGAGAGGGCUGAUGUGUGUGAUGUGUGCUGUGUGUGCUAUGCCAUUCCCCGACCGACGGACGAUAGGUACCGACCGCGAGAUCCUCCACCGAUGCAUCGAGCUUUACGCCCCUCUCAACUGGCGCCUUCAGCGCCGCACCAAGGUCACCCACCUGAUACUCAAUGUGUGCCUCGGAUGGAACGCCGGCACCCUGAGGCUGCACCCAUGGCCGGCGGAGUCGCCUGUGGACCAUGGUGGCAUGCAACAGGGACCGCACCCACUGACGUCGGUGCUGAUGGCGGGGGAGGAUAUAUAUGGCAAUGGCCAAGGGAGCGAGGCCCGUCGGCCUCCUGUGGUUGCAUGGGUGGACCCUUCCACCCUGCCCCCCCUAGCUGAUCCCGUGGGUGAGAUUAUGGCCAAGAUCACAGAGCAGUACCACAGCAUCUGGAAGGACCGGGCUAAAUUCCUCAAGUGAGCGAGCCGGCAGGGAGGGAGGGAGUUCCUUGAGGUGUUUGUCUUUAUAUUAUACAUGUCUUGUGGCCAGGGUUGAGAAGCCAUUGGUGGAUCCAACAGUGGACGACCUCAAGGGUGUCUGUCGACGCAUUGGGGAGUCCAUGCGGGCGCAGCGGGCUGCUCAAGGCAAGGCCAAGAUCGGCCGCCGCAUCUUCUUCCACUACACGGGCUGCGGCGCGCCCGAGCCAACGCGACAGGGCGAGCUGUUCUUCUUCAGACGAGACCCCACCGACCUCAAGGACCUCGGCGAGUGGGCGCCGCUGCCUGUGGCGUCGCUGCACCAGCUGCUGAGUCAGCCACAUGUGGGCGACCAGCAGCCUGCCACCCCAUCCAAGACACUGCCUUCCCCGCUGAGCGUAAACAUCAACGUCCCUCUGACAGCCAUCCAGAACGUCUACCUGCUGGACUGCCACUACGCGGGGCGCGUCAUCGAGGCGCUGGACCAGUGCCA